AUGGCUAAUAUAACCAAGAUUGCACCGGAAAUGGAAUCAACCUCAAAGUCUUUGCUAAAAUGGAAAUUUCGUACACAUCGUUUGAUCACCGCAAUGGCCAUAUUUUUGUGUAUUUUCUAUAUAGUAGUAUCACCAUUUAUGUUUAAAAUGGCCUCAGAUUUAUAUUCAAAUACUCGCAGUAAUCAAGAUAAUCUAUUUAUCAUUAUAGCCAAAGUAACCAUGGCCAAUGAUGUUGUAUGCUCUCUUCUGCUAAUGAUCACUCACAUCUGUUAUCGUGAGAGAAUUGUUGAAAUUUUAAAUUUAUUCAAUGAAAUUGUAAUGAAAGUUAUGCAAUUGGACAGAGAUUUUGUGAGUUUCAAAAUAAUGGUGGCUCUAAUGCUCAAAAUGAGCUUGUGUAUAUAUGAAAUGUUCUUAAACUUUCCAUUUAUAAUUAAAUCGGCCUAUAAGUUCUCCACUCAAAGUAUAGUGGCUUUUGUAUUUGUGCUGUAUUUGCAGGAAUUGAAUUAUAUUUUUGCCUUAAAUAUCUUUGUGUGUAUCUUAAUAAUGCUCUGCUGUUCUUUGCAAUUGGAAAAGGAGUUUGAAUGCAAACACAUCUUAGGCAAUAAUUUAAAAAUAUUGCAAUUGAUCGAUGUGCAAAAUUCUCUACAGAAACUUAUACGAUUGUUUAUAAAAACUUUUCAAUUUGGCAUAUUUUUAAAUAUUUUACUAUAUUUUGUUACGAUUCUGUGUAAUAUUUAUGCCUUGCUGGAUUAUUAUGUAACAACUCAGCAUCUGUUUAGGACAUUUAUCGUUUAUAUCCUGAGUGUGGCCUUGGAAUUAUAUUCCUUGAUUUUGGUCACUUAUUUGUGUAAUCGUAGUCAACGCCAGGUUAAAGAUCUAUUAUUGCAACGUGAAGAAUUGUAUUUCAUGAAGUCUCCAGGUUUAUUGUCAAUAGUAGAAACGGAUAUGAUAUGGCCUCAAUUGCAAGAAUUUACAUUAUUGGGCUUAUUUACCAUAAAUAAUGAAUUUGCUUUAUUUCUUUUAUCUUAUUCGGUAAAUUUUAUAGUAAUUAUAUUGGAAUUUGCAAUUAAUAAAGCAGCACAUAAAUUAUAA
Molecule: messenger RNA, 1092 nt
Organism: Lucilia sericata (common green bottle fly)
Lineage: Eukaryota; Metazoa; Arthropoda; Insecta; Diptera; Calliphoridae
Gene: Gr89a
Product: putative gustatory receptor 89a
Exons: 2
Coding region: 1-1092 (363 amino acids)
Biological process (GO): sensory perception of taste
Cellular component (GO): membrane
Source: RefSeq, a predicted model, not a curated record